Messenger RNA from Acanthosepion pharaonis, 618 nucleotides. The record is from the annotation of a GenBank genome assembly. Lineage: Eukaryota; Metazoa; Mollusca; Cephalopoda; Sepiida; Sepiidae.
AUGGGCAAACCUAUCUUUUGUUGUUAUGUAUUUAUUCCGAUAUGCAGAAGUAUAACGUUUCACUAUUCAUAUUUUUAUACAUUUGUUCUAGGGUGUAAAGAUAAGGGAUUCCGUUUCUUUCUUUUUUUUCCUUCUUCUUCUUCUUCCCACCAUCUCCAUCUUCUUCUUCUUCUUCUUCUUCUUCUUCUUCCCACCAUGUCCUCCUUCUUCUUCUUCUUCUUCCCACCAUGUCCUCCUCCUUCUUCUUCUUCCCACCAUGUCCUCCUUCUUCUUCUUCUUCUUCCCACCAUGUCCUCCUCCUUCUUCUUCUUCCCACCAUGUCCUCCUUCUUCUUCUUCCCACCAUGUCCUCCUCCUUCUUCUUCCCACCAUGUCCUCCUCCUUCUUCUUCUUCUUCUUCUUCCCACCAUCUCCUCCUCCUUCUUCUUCUUCUUCCCACCAUCUCCUCCUUCUUCCUCUUCUUCUUCCCACCAUCUCCUCCUUCUUCUUCUUCCCACCAUGUCCUCCUUCUUCUUCUUCUUCUUCUUCUUCUUCUUCUUCCUCCCAUCAUGUCCUCCUCCUUCUUCUUCUUCUUCCCACCAUCUCCUUCUUCUUCCUCUUCUUCUUAUUAUUAUGUUAG